Messenger RNA from Balaenoptera musculus (blue whale), 2373 nucleotides. RefSeq names its product RAP1B, member of RAS oncogene family (gene RAP1B). Gene Ontology annotation, molecular function: GTPase activity; GTP binding; GDP binding. The transcript is spliced from 8 exons. Bases 191 to 745 code for a protein of 184 amino acids. Gene Ontology annotation, biological process: cellular response to cAMP; negative regulation of synaptic vesicle exocytosis; Rap protein signal transduction. The record is from RefSeq and is a predicted model, not a curated record. NCBI's taxonomy places the organism in Eukaryota, Metazoa, Chordata, Mammalia, Artiodactyla, Balaenopteridae. Gene Ontology annotation, cellular component: plasma membrane.
ACGUCAAGGCGACACCGCCAAACCUCGCCCAGAGUCAGGCGUGUAAGCCAGCCGGAGCGGCGGCGGCGGCGGCGGUAGCGGCAGGACCGCCGUGGCGCCGGUAGCAGCGACCCGGAGGGAGCGCGAGGCGACGCUGGCUGCGGGGACCCGGUGACAGCGCGAGAGGUACUAGAUUUUACAAGUUUGCACCAUGCGUGAGUAUAAGCUAGUCGUUCUUGGCUCCGGAGGAGUUGGAAAAUCUGCUCUGACUGUACAAUUUGUUCAAGGAAUUUUUGUUGAAAAAUAUGAUCCUACGAUAGAAGAUUCUUAUAGAAAGCAAGUUGAAGUAGAUGCACAACAGUGUAUGCUUGAAAUCUUGGAUACUGCAGGAACGGAACAAUUUACAGCAAUGAGGGAUUUGUACAUGAAAAACGGACAAGGCUUUGCCUUAGUUUAUUCCAUCACAGCACAGUCCACAUUUAAUGAUUUACAAGAUCUGAGAGAACAGAUUCUUCGAGUUAAAGACACUGAUGAUGUUCCAAUGAUUCUGGUUGGUAAUAAGUGUGACUUGGAAGAUGAAAGAGUUGUAGGAAAGGAACAAGGUCAAAAUUUAGCAAGACAAUGGAACAACUGUGCAUUCUUAGAAUCCUCUGCAAAAUCAAAAAUAAAUGUUAAUGAGAUCUUUUAUGACCUAGUGCGGCAAAUUAACAGAAAAACUCCAGUGCCUGGGAAGGCCCGCAAAAAGUCGUCAUGUCAGCUGCUUUAAUAUACUAAAUGCAUUGUAGCUCUGAGCCAGGUAAUACAGAGAAAUUUGCAUUAAGGUACACUCAACUUACAUUUGACUGACUUUGAAGAAGGCAGCAGAAUAGAUGAAGUCAUUCCAAAAAAAGAUGAAAAUGUCUACCCAUGCUUUGCUAUGAAUCGUGGUACAUGGUCAUAAUGUAAUGACGAGGAUAAGAACCUAUAUUAUAUUUAUUUCUGACACUUUAGCACUGUUGUCUUAAUAUGUCCUUUGGAUCUUUACUGUGCUGUUUACACCCCAUGUUUUCAAUUAAUUUAAUUUUCUCAUUUUGACAGGUCUGAAGAACUGUUGCCCAAUUCAACAGUGCCAGCAUUCCAACUUUGUUAAACCUACCAACAUCUUAAAUGGACUUUCUGUGGUGGUACCCUUUAAGAGGCGGAUGAAAGCUACUACAUCAGUUUGCACAUUCUAAUCACUUUCCAGUAUCACAAGAGAGAUUUUUACUUAUAUAAUAGUCCUAGAGUAUGCAGCUGGUAAAACCAGAGGCUACAAUCCAGUAUUACUGCUAAGAGACAUUUUUCAUCCACCAAUGUUGUACAUGUAUGAAAAUGGUGUACUGUAUACUUUAACACACCCCAUACUUUGUAUUGGAGAGUACAAUAAUGUAAAUCCUAAAAGCACCACUAUUUUAGCAUAAUAAAAGAAAGUCCAAAGAGCUCCUAUAUAGACUACUCCAGAUAACUUCGCUUCUUUGAUACUUGUAGCUUAUUGUAAUUUUUUUUAAGAAAUUCAAGGUCAUUAUCAUUGUAUUGUACAAAUAAGCGCUUUGAUUAACACAGCUAUAUAGUUUUUUUAAUUUUUAAAAACCUGUGGAGACAGUGAUCUUGUCUUUAAAAUAUGAUAGUCCUUUCAGUAUAAUGUCUUAGAUUAAAGACGUUGCCUUUAAUAUCUGUUGGGAAGGAAAUGUCCAGACUUUUCAAAUCUUUUAUUAUAUGUUUCCUUUUUUGUUUACAUAGGGAACAAUGUUUAUAGUUGUGUGUACAGUGGGGGUCUACAACAAGAAGUGUAUAUUUUCAAACAAUUUUUUAAUGAUUUAACAAUUUUUGUAAAUCAUUUUCAGGCUUCUGCAGCUGUAGAUUCUCACUGUGAAUCCCCUGCUUGCUCAUGCAUAAGUGUAUUUGCAAUACCAAAUAUACAGGUUUAGUAUUUUUGCCUGUUAGUGAUUGUUUCACAUGUGUAACGUUUUGGUUGAGAUGUUAAAUGGUGGACGAGUACUGUGGAUGUGAAUGUGGGAAGUAAUUUUAAUCAUGUGUAAUUGGUCACAAGGCCUAAGUUGCAGUAACUAUUGCUGUUUUAUUUAACAAUGCCUUGUUGCUUUGUAUGCAUUAACGUUUGGGUGUAAAGAUUGUGUGUCUAUCCAACAGGGAGCCACAGUAUUUAAAUUGACCAACCUAAUGUUACAACUACUUUUGAGGUGGCCAAAUGUAAACUAAAAGCCUUAAUUAAAGUGGUGCAAUUUUGUAUAACUUAGCAUCAGUAGUUCAAUAAAUUUGGAUUGCCAUGCAAGGGCUUGCAUUAUAAUUACUUGCCACUUGAAUGUGUUUUGUGUAAUGUUUAAAAGUGCUAGUAAAUAAAUAUGGGUUUAACUUCUU